CCCCAAAACUGACCCGGGACCCCCCCAAAACUGAACCGGGACCCCCAAAACUGAACCGGGACCCCCCAAAAUGGACCCAGGACCCCCAAAACUGAACCGGGACCCCCCCCCACUGACCAGGACCCCCCCCAAAACCGACCCAGGACCCCCCACCCACUGACCGGGACCCCCCCCACUGACCAGGACCCCCAGAACCCCCCCCUCCCCCACUGACUGGGACCCCCCCCAGAACCCCCAAAACCCCUCCAAAUUGACUGGGACCCCCCCAAAACUAACCCAGGACCCCCCAAACUGACUGGAAAACCCCUCCCAGACCCCCCCAAACUGACCCAGGAUCCCCCCAGGACCCCCCCCCACCUCCCCCCUCCCCAUUUUCCACUGAAAUUCCCGGCUGGAAGCGAAUCCCCGUCCCCUUGGUGACCCCAGCCCCAUUUCCCCGGCCCCUGACCCCGUUUCCCUCUGGUUUUCCUCCAGUUUUCCCAUUUUCCCCCAUUUUUUCCUCAUUUUCCCUCAUUUUUCCCCAUUUUCCCCCCAUUUGCCCCAAUUUUCCCUCAAUUUUUCCCCAUUUUCCCCCAAUAUUUCCCCUUUUCCCAAUUUCCCCCCAUUUCCCUCCACUUCCCCCUUUUUUUCCCAAUUUCCUUCCGUUUUUCCUCAUCUCCCCUAAUUUCCUCCUUUUCCCUCAAUUUCUCCCCAUUUUUCCCCAUUUCCCCCCAAUUCUCCCUCUCCCCCGAGCCAGGGUCGGGUCCUUGUUGUCCCCUGGGGGUUUUGGGGUCCCCCUUGGGAAUUUUGGGGGAAAUUCCCCAAUUUUGAUGCCCCCACCCCCCCGGAUUUGGGUCCUGCCCGUGGGAAUUUCAGAAUUUUCCCAGGAAUUUGGGAAUUUCUGGGUCCCCUCUGUGGAAUUUCGGGGUUCCCCUGGAAUUUUGGGAAUUCUGCCCCCCCCCCCCCCAUUAACAGUAUUAACCCCAAACUCCGCCCCCCCCGGUCCCAAACUGGUCUGUACUGGUUUGUACUGGUGGGGGUCGCAGUUUCUCGCUGACUUUUGCCCAAUUCCGGGCGCUUUUGGCCCAAAUCCCACCGCGGUUCCGGGCCGGCCGCGCCCCCAGUGCCUCUGGAACCCCAAAUUCUCAGGGAAAAAACCAAAACUCCAAAACCCCGCGGCCGGAAUCGACGGAAACGGCGCCUUUUGCACCCAAACGGGGGCUGGGGUGGGGGAGUUUUGGGGCAAAAAGGAGCCAAAUUGGGAUUUUCAGCUUUGAGGCAGAUUUUUUUUCUUUUUUCUUUUCAUUUUUUUGGGUGAUUUUAGCCCCAGCUUGAGUGGCUUGAUGAGGAAUUUGGCAAUAACGAAGCGGCGCCGCUUUGGGGACUUGAUUUGAACCCUUCCGUGUUGGUUUUUUUUUAACCCAUUUUGAGCCAAAAUCAUCAUUUCUUUUGGGUCUGUUUGAGGUUUUUUUUUUUUGGGUGGAUUCCUUCAAAAUCGCCUCAUUUUGGGGUGAAGCCACGGGGAGGGAGAGGGAUGGUUUCUGGGGGGGCGCUGGACCCCCAAAAUCGCUCCUUUUCCCCCCGAAGCGGUGGCGGAAUUAUUUAAUUUGUAAAUAAUGUACAAAUUUUUACCAGCUCCGGUGUAAAUACAAAAUAAAAAUUGCAGUAAAGCUCGGCUCCUCCCGCCCGCCAGGGGCGCUCGGCGCCGCCCGCGUCUCUAUGAUCCUCCCUCAGAGUCUCUGUGGUGGCUCAACCGUAGAGACACGCGCUUGUACUGGUUUGUAAUGGUUUUGCACCCGCCAAAGCCUCUGCGGUUGGUGCGGCGCUCCCGGUACUGGUUUAUACUGGUUUUUACUGGUUUAUACUGGUGUUUUCCCCGCUGGGCCGCUCCGGCUUCCCUUUCCUGUCUCUCCGGUUAUGGCGGCGGCAGCGGAAGCCGCUCUGGCCGCUCGGGCUCGUCUCUAUGGUUCCCCCUCCGCCGUUACUCCUCUAUGGCGGGGGCGCUCCGGGUCCUCCCGCCCGCCAGGGGGCGCCACCUCCCCGGGGCCGCUCGGUGCCGCCACAUCCGGGUCCCGUGCGGAGCGAUGGCGGCCGAGGGGCCCGAGGAGGGAGCCGGGGGCUCCGCGGGCACCGGGGAGGCGAUGGACGGGGACGGGGACGGCGCCCCCCCGGCCGAGCCCCCCCCUCCCGCUGCCCCCGAUCCCGGUUCUGAUCCCGGUUCUGAUCCCGAUCCCAGUUCCAAUCCCAAUCCCGAUCCCAAUCCCAAUCCCGAUCCGAAUCCCGAUCCCGGUUCUGAUCCCAAUCCCAAUCCUGAUCCCGAUCCCAGUUCCGAUCCCAAUCCCGAUCCCAGUUCCGAACCCGGUCCCGAUCCCGAUCCCGAUCCCGGUGCGGCCCCCCCGCCCCCGUCGGCCCCGAACGGGGCCCCUCCCCCGGCGGAGCCGCCCCCGGAGCAGCCGCCGCCGUUCCCGCCCGAGUUCCAGCGGCUCUGGGGGGCGGCCCAGGGCAGCCCCCACGACUUCGGAGCCUGGACCGAGCUGCUGGCGUACGUGGAGCAGGAGGAGCUGCUGGAGGCCGCCCGCCGCGCCUUUGACGCGUUUUUCCAGCGCUACCCGUACUGCUACGGCUACUGGCGCAAGUACGCCGAGCUGGAGCGGCGCCUGGGCAGCGCCCGCAGCGCCCAGCAGGGCGUUCGAGGCGGCGCUGGCAGCGGCAGGGAUGGAUUUCCGCUCCGACAAACUCUGGGAAUCCUACCUGGAGUGGGAGCGGGAGCGCGGCGACCUCCGGGCGGUCACGGCCAUCUACGACCGCCUGCUGUCCAUGCCCACGCAGCUCUACAGCCACCACUGGGAGAGGUUCAAGGCGCACGUCCUGCAGCACCCGCCCGGGGCCAUCCUCACCCCCGAGGAGCUGCUCUGGCUCCGCUCCAAGCUCGGCCCCGGCCCCGGCCCCGGCCCGGAGCCCCCGCAGGGCCCGGAGCGGCCGCCGGGGGAGGAGGAGCCGCGCGCCGGGGCCGGGCCCGAGCCGCAGGAGGAUCUGGACCAGGAGAAGAUCCGGGAGCUCGUGAUCUCCAUGCGGCAGCAAAUCCACGCCCAGAACGAGGCCGAAGUCAGCAAGCGCUGGAACUUCGAGGAUGGGAUCAAGCGCCCCUAUUUCCACGUGCGGCCGCUGGAGCGGGCGCAGCUGCGGAACUGGCGCGAGUACCUGGACUUCGAGGUGGCCGCGGGCUCGCAGGAGCGCAGCAUCGUCCUCUUCGAGCGCUGCCUCAUCGCCUGCGCGCUCUACGAGGAGUUCUGGGUCAAGUACACGCGGUACCUGGAGUCGCGCACGGUGCCGGGCGCCCGCAGCGUUUUCCAGCGCGCCUGCGGCUUCCACCUGCCCCGCAAGCCCAACAUCCACCUGCUCUGGGCCGCCUUCGAGGAGAAGCAAGGGAACGUGGAUGAGGCCCGGCGCAUCCUGCGCAGUUUCGAGGCCGCGGUGCCCGGCCUGGCCAUGGUGCGCCUGCGCCGCGUGUCCCUGGAGCGUGUGACCCCAAUAACCCCAAUAACCCCAUUUUCACCCAUUUUUACCCCAUUUUCACCCAUUUUUACCCAAUUUCCCCCGUUUUUACCCCAUUUUUCAGGCAAUGUGGAUGAGGCCCGGCGCAUCCUGCGCAGUUUCGAGGCCGCGGUGCCCGGCCUGGCCAUGGUGCGCCUGCGCCGGGUGUCCCAGGAGCGCGUCACCCCAAUAAAGCCAUUUUUACCCAAUUUCCCCUGUUUUUACCCCGUUUCCCAGGCAAUGUGGACGAGGCCCGGCGCAUCCUGCGCAGUUUCGAGGCCGCAGUGCCAGGCCUGGCCAUGGUGCGCCUGCGCCGGGUGUCCCUGGAGCGUGUGACCCCAAUAACCCCAAUAACCCCAUUUUCACCCAUUUUAACCCCAUUUUUACCCCAUUUUCACCCCAUUUCUCAGGCAAUGUG
Messenger RNA from Agelaius phoeniceus (red-winged blackbird), 3931 nucleotides. Lineage: Eukaryota; Metazoa; Chordata; Aves; Passeriformes; Icteridae. The record is from RefSeq and is a predicted model, not a curated record.